GGCCUUUGCCCAGCGCCCCGCGUCCCUGAGGGGCGGCGGAGGCGGCGGCGGCGGCGGAGCAGGCAGCUGGGGGGAUCCGGAAGUCAACACCAUGUUGAGUCUGCACAAGAGCCGGAUUGCAGAUUUCCAGGAUGUCCUGAAUGAGCCCAUGAUUGCCUUGGAAAAGCUUCGUGAACUCAGUUUUAGUGGCAUCCCCUGUGAGGGCGGACUGCGGUGCCUCUGCUGGAAGAUUCUCUUGAACUACCUCCCCUUGGAGAGAGCCUCAUGGACCUCCAUCUUGGCCAAGCAGAGGGAGCUGUACUCUCAGUUCCUGAGGGAAAUGAUCAUCCAGCCUGGCAUCGCCAAGGCCAACAUGGGUGUGUCCAGAGAGGAUGUGACCUUUGAGGACCAUCCCCUCAACCCCAACCCCGACAGCCGGUGGAACACGUACUUCAAGGACAACGAGGUGCUGCUGCAGAUCGACAAAGAUGUCCGGAGGUUGUGCCCAGACAUAUCCUUCUUCCAGAGGGCUACCGAGUACCCCUGCCUCCUCAUCCUGGACCCCCAGAAUGAGUUCGAGACCCUUCGUAAGCGGGUGGAACAGACGACGCUGAAAUCCCAGACGGUGGCCCGGAGCCGGAGCGGGGUCACAAAUAUGAGCUCCCCACACAAGAACUUGGCGCCCUCAGCCGUGAACGAGUAUGAGGUGCUGCCCAACGGCUGUGAGGCCCACUGGGAGGUGGUGGAGCGGAUUCUGUUCAUCUACGCCAAGCUCAACCCUGGCAUCGCUUACGUGCAGGGCAUGAAUGAGAUCGUGGGGCCCCUCUACUACACCUUUGCCACCGACCCCAACAGUGAGUGGAAAGAGCACGCCGAGGCAGACACCUUUUUCUGCUUCACCAACCUCAUGGCUGAGAUCCGAGACAACUUCAUCAAGAGCCUUGACGACUCACAGUGUGGCAUCACCUACAAGAUGGAAAAGGUGUACUCCACCCUGAAGGAUAAGGACGUGGAACUCUACCUGAAACUGCAAGAGCAGAACAUCAAGCCCCAGUUCUUCGCCUUCCGCUGGCUGACACUGCUGCUGUCCCAGGAGUUCCUGCUGCCUGAUGUCAUCCGGAUCUGGGACUCCCUGUUCGCUGACGACAGCCGCUUUGACUUCCUCCUCCUGGUCUGCUGCGCCAUGCUCAUACUGAUCCGGGAGCAGUUGCUGGAAGGGGACUUUACCAUAAACAUGCGGCUUCUGCAGGAUUACCCCAUCACAGACGUCUGCCAGAUCCUACAGAAAGCCAAGGAACUCCAAGACUCCCAGUAGCCUGGCAUCAAGAGGCGCGGGUUUGGGAGAGAAGCUCCCGCCAACCCCUGUGCCCUGGCUUCUGGGAUGUGCAGAAGCCCGUGGGGUCCCAGCCGAGGGGCCGCUGCAGGAUCGGCCUGCCCCAGGCCUCACCUUGGCCGCUCGCACCGGGGGCCCCGCUGUGCCCCGCUCUUUCCUAACCACCGAGCCCUGGCUCCUUCCCCCACCCCUCCAGCCCUGGACCCUUUGCCCAGGCUGCUGAGCAAGGCGGGAACUCAUGAGGUUGCUUCCUGGGGCUGGGGCUGGGGCAGACUGUGGACCCUGGGAGCUGGUAGGGGCCCUCCCUGCCCUGCUCUGCUGUUCCCUUCCUGCUCUCCUGCUCCGUCUCCUGGGCACUGGUCGGGGAGGUGCUUGGCAAAUGAGCCAGAAACUGCUUCUUCUGGAGGUUGGUGCUUGGGCUUCUCCACGGGGAAGGUGACACUGUGAAGGAGCUAAGAGGCUGCCAGGCCCAGGUCACACUCUCUCCCCUCCCCACUGAGUGUGUCUGUGUGUAGUUGUGGGUUGCUGUGUAUGUCUCUUAAUCCUCCUGGUGUCUGUCUGUGUGUGUGAGUGUGUGUGGUGUGUGUGGAGGGAGGUGACUCCUUCUAGGUCUCUGCUUCUCUUUGUCUUGUCACCUCUAUGCCUCCAUCCCCCCCUCUCUCCCUCCACCUCUUUCAUUGAGGGUGUGUGUGGCUCUCGCGCUGUCCACCCCUCCCUUGCUCUCCAUCUGCCCUCUCUUGGGGUGCCUUAUCCCCAGCCUCUCCCCCACUCUCCCCUCUCUGCUCAAGAACCCUGGAGACAGAAUGAAGAGUAUGGCUCAGCAUAGCUCCUGGAGGUCAGUCAGCCUUGGCCUUUGCAGCCUGUUCCUAUCCCCCAACUCUAGGCUCCCAGGGCUCCCAGUCCACAGUGCCUCACUUGAGGGCACUGAACCCGUGCCCAACCACAGAAUUCCUGGAAACCCAAAGCUGCUGAGAACUGAUGGCCCGUGAAGCUUUGAGCGUCACCCUCCUGUCCAGGGCGGGAGGAGGGAGUAGAGGAGAGCCGGGUCUUCCAGAGGUUCCCCCAAACGUCCUUCUCUCCCAAAGGAAAAAGGACAUUAAGGUUGGGAUCCAGGUGCUUCUAAGAUGUAGUUGUUCUCAUGGCUUCCAGGUGCCGACCCAGGGCAGGCGAGUCCCAAUAAAGGCAAGUGAGACUAAAGGGAGCUUCUGUGGGCCAAGCAUGGCUGAGCUCAAAGGCCUGGGUCCUGCAGGCCAGGAGAGCCACGUCUCCCGCAGGCAGGGGAGCUGAGGAGGUGCUGGCCCUUCUCUGGUCUCCUGCUGGGGCUGUUGCCAGGAUCUGGGGCAGGAUGGUUCUGAGUAGGGGCAGCUGGCUCCUCCCACACUGGGCUGUGGGAGGAGUGGGCUUAUUCUGACCAAGUCCCUUCCUCCUUUUGUGAGGAGGCAGGUGGUUUGCACCUGGAAGGCUGGGUAGUGUAGCACAGGUCCUCUUCAUCUUCCCAGACUGGCCUGCGGGGACCCUCAUGUCCCCCAAAGCCUUCCUGAGUCUGGCAGCCCAGACUUGUGGCUGUGGGCUGGGAACAGCUUCCCCUAGGCGGCUCCUUUCCAGGCUGUUCCUUGGAUGCUUCUGGGACUUCAUGCACUUGCCUUUUUCCUCCUCCUCUCCCAACACAGUAUUUGGGAGAAUUUUACUAUUUAUUCAGACUCCUGGUUAUUUAUUGAAGAUUGGUAAGUGCUUGAUUUGGGGAUGAAGGGUAGGGCUGGGAAGGUGGAAACCAGUUGGAGACAUGGUCUUCCUCCUGACCUUCCAGGGCCAGUCAGCAUUCUCUCCCUCUGCCUCUGGGACCUUCCUGGUUUUCCAGUAGGUCCUGUCUGAGAGGGCUCUGAGCUCUGUAACAGGAAACGAGAGAGCUGGUAUCCUUGCCAGCCUCCAAGACUCUGGCAUGGGGUAGAAAUACACUGCUUCCCAGCAGCCUGGCUCACCCUCUUCCCAGAACUUGUCAGCUGGUGGUUCAGUCCCAACUUGAUCCCUUCACAGCCUGAGGCCUGGGCCACAGCCUGGGACCCAGCAGACACUGCCCAGGACAUCUGAUGCAUUCCUUCUUGCCUGUCCUUAUGUCUGUCCUCCUGGGACCAUACUACUUGAAUCACUGCAUCUAAUUUGUCUCAGUGGCAGACCUGGGUCCAGUGCCCUCUCUGACCUUGUGAUGAAGGUCAGAAGAGCACAGGGACCAUGUCCAGGUUAGACUGAGCUCCCCAGUGGGAGGUCCUGCCCUUGGCAAUUGCCCCUCCCCAGACUCUCAAGGGAGGUCCCCAGAGAGCCAGCGACCCCGAGGGUUCCUACUUGGGAAGCUGCCUCCAGGACUUUGGACGCUUACAGAAUUAGCUGUAUGAAUUCAGCAGGUCUCACUCCAAGGGUCAGAAUGUUAUUCUGCUUUUUUUUCUUCAUCUGUUUUGUUUUUUGAAUCAAUGCUGUUGAUGACAAGUUGUCUUUAAUAAAUCAUAUGUUC
Hippopotamus amphibius kiboko is the source of this 3818-nucleotide messenger RNA. RefSeq names its product TBC1 domain family member 13 (gene TBC1D13). The coding region runs from base 92 to 1294 and encodes 400 amino acids. The record is from RefSeq and is a predicted model, not a curated record. The transcript is spliced from 12 exons. Gene Ontology annotation, molecular function: GTPase activator activity. Gene Ontology annotation, biological process: activation of GTPase activity; intracellular protein transport. NCBI's taxonomy places the organism in Eukaryota, Metazoa, Chordata, Mammalia, Artiodactyla, Hippopotamidae.